CUUUAUGACAAUGACAUUGACAAAUGAGAUAACAACAUUCAACAAAUAAUGUGAUGUAAAAAGUAUGAAAACGAAGAGAAACUUGUAAAAAAAUAACAGAGAAAUAAUAUACUACCUAAAAAUGAAGUUAAAUAAUGCAGAAGAGGCCUCCCGUUUGAAUCCAUGUCUGAAGGAGCAAAAUCAAUCUUAUGAGUGCCUAAACAAGAAUGGAUAUGACCAGAAAAAAUGUGAAGCUUAUUUUGACAACUAUAACACAUGCAAGAAAUUCUGGAAUCAAGUAUUUAGAGACAGAAGAGCAAAAGGCAUAAAACCUCAUUUGCCUGAUGUAGAAGAAAGGGAGAAAGUUAAAGAGGAAUAUGUUAAAGCUUGGGGGAAUUAACGUCAUUUAACAAUAGCAUUUCUAUUUAUACACAGACAAAUAGCACAGAUUAUAUUAAGGAAUUAUAUUCAAAGCAGUUGCAAUAAAAGUACAAACAAU
Molecule: messenger RNA, 478 nt
Organism: Papilio polytes (common Mormon)
Lineage: Eukaryota; Metazoa; Arthropoda; Insecta; Lepidoptera; Papilionidae
Product: coiled-coil-helix-coiled-coil-helix domain-containing protein 7
Exons: 3
Coding region: 122-379 (85 amino acids)
Source: RefSeq, a predicted model, not a curated record